AUGUUUGCAGACCACGUCUUCAAACUUUUGUCCCAGAAACAAAAAGCUUCUGUAACAAAGCCUGCAGAAGCCCCACCGGAACGAGUAGGUGACAAAAAAUAUUUCAUGGAUGCUUCUAACAAAAAUCUCACCUUUAUCCCAUCUUCCCUCCUGGAACUUUGGGAACUGGAAGAAGUGCACUUGGAAAAUAACGUGCUCGAGGGAAUUUCUAAAGACAUUCGUAAUCUCACCAACCUGAAGAUUCUCUACCUGAAUAACAACGACAUAAAACUUCUUUGCAAAGAUAUCGGGGAACUGACUAAUCUUCAAAGUCUGGACCUUAGCUACAAUCCCUUGGUUCCCAGCACGUUGCCUGUCCUCUCCCAUCUACGGUCCCUUCGACAGCUCCGGCUUUAUAAAAUCCAAAUGGAGACUUUCCCCAUCCAGAUGUGUAAGUGUCUGCACCACCUGGAAUUGCUGGGACUGUCUCACAACAGGCUGAAGGAGCUGCCCAAAGAAAUCGUCAACCAGACUAAACUGAGAGAGAUCUACCUGCAGGACAACAAAUUCGAAGAUUUUCCCCAGGAGCUCUGCGUCCUUUACAAUCUGGAGAUCGUAGACCUGGAGCAAAACCAGAUCGCUGUCAUCCCCGACGAGAUCAGCGCGCUCACGAAGCUGGAGAAAUUCUUCAUCGCUUCGAAUUGUGUGUCGUAUCUCCCUGACACUCUGGGAAGCUGCAGCAAGCUAACGGUCUUGGAUGUCUCCUAUAACUUGCUGCACAACCUCCCCUCGACCCUCAAAGAACUGACCGAAAUUACGGAGCUGGGUCUUUCGGGGAACUGCCUGGAGAAGGUGCCCAGGCUGAUCUGCAAGUGGACUCUCCUCCAUCUCCUGUACAUGAAGAACACCUGUCUGAAAACCCUGCGCCGCUCCUUCAAACGCCUGCUGAACGUCACGCUCUUAGAUCUGAGUCAGAAUUACUUUGAUUUUUUCCCUCUCGAGGUCUGCUCUCUGAAAAACCUGGAGAUGCUGUCCCUGGAUGACAAUCACAUUUGUCAGGUCCCUCCAGAGGUGUUCAACCUUGUCAAACUGAAGGCCCUUGGUCUAACUGGAAAUAAUUUCACUAUAUUUCCAGAGGAAAUCUUGCUAAUUGAAUCUUUAGAACAACUAUAUCUGGGACAGGACCAAGGAACCAAACUGACCUAUCUCUCAGAAAACAUCCUGAAACUAACGAAUCUGAAAGAGCUAUAUUUUGAGAACAACAGCCUGGAGUAUUUACCUGUGGGCAUAGGUUCACUGAGAACCUUACAACUAUUGGAUCUUCACAACAAUCAGAUUAGGGAGCUUCCAGACUCUAUAUGUCAAUUAAAAGGUUUGAAGACGCUGAUUCUUGAGAACAACCAAUUGUCUGUACUUCCAGAAAGAAUGGAUAGUCUGGAGAGCCUCCAGGUUCUCAACCUCGAAGGAAAUCCCAUGGAAGACCCUUCUGAAGAAGUGUGUAGAAUGGGCAUUCCAGCAAUAUGGGAGUACUUACGGGAAAAAAGAUACAAGAAUUUUAUAGUCACUAAGAUUCAGGCUUGGUACAGAGGAGUAAGAGUGAGGAAGGGCUUGGGGUCAAACGAAGAACUAUUAAAACUGCAAAAGAAGGGAAAGGGAUCUCCCAAAGACAAGCAAAAAAAGAAAGGGGAAAAAGAAAAAGCAGCUGCCAAAGGCAAAAAGAAAUAA
This is a messenger RNA of Trichosurus vulpecula (common brushtail), 1704 nucleotides long. It is a transcript of the gene LRRIQ4, whose product is annotated as leucine rich repeats and IQ motif containing 4. Gene Ontology annotation, molecular function: protein binding. The transcript is spliced from 5 exons. NCBI's taxonomy places the organism in Eukaryota, Metazoa, Chordata, Mammalia, Diprotodontia, Phalangeridae. Bases 1 to 1704 code for a protein of 567 amino acids. The record is from RefSeq and is a predicted model, not a curated record.